AUGCCUUCACCUCCUUCACCUAGUUAUUCUACUAGACGUUCAUCAGUUUUCGCGGAUUUAUUAACUCUUUUUCGUCGAAAGAGUACUUUUGCGUUUCCCCGUCGUUCUAUUUACCAUGCAGCUCCACCUUCAGAACAACUCCGAUAUGCUAGCAAAGAUUGUGAAUUGGGUGGAAGUACGGUGUUAAAAGGGGCAGUUGCUGAUGAAGUUGACCGGGAACAUGCCGAUGAUGAAGAAGCAGCUGAUACAAGUGGUCGACCAUUGACUAGACAACAUUUACUUAACAAAAUAAGAGAAAAGAAGGAAGUAAUUAACAAACUUAGAUGUCAACCAUGGAAUAUGAAUCGAAAGAGACGAACUCUCAGACUUGCACAAAAAUAUCUUGAACAAAAUGAAUCAAAAGUAUCCAAAACACAUUUGUACAAAGAGGAAUUAGUAAAACGCUGGAGACAAUUUCUUCGAUGGUUAGGCAACAUUUGGAUAUAUUUUGUUCCAUGGGAAUCUCGAAUAAAACGAAUAGAGAGCCAAUUUGGUUCAGUUGUUUCAAGUUACUUUACUUUUCUUCGUUGGGUCAUCUGCAUCAAUUUCACUAUAACUGUUGUGAUUAUUGCUUUUAUUGUUGUCCCUGAAUGUAUAGCUGAUGCGAUUGCUGACCCAGAACGUAAAAAUCGAACGGCUGGUCGUAAACAGAUCUCACCUGAAGAAUUACGACAUGCUAAUGAAUUGGCAGUUGUUUGGCAUUUUGAUAUUUUUUCGUUUUACAAGUUUUAUUUUUUUAACAGGAUAGCAAAAAAUGCACGGAUUAGUAAGUUGUCAGGCACUAAAGCAGAGCAAUACGUAUUCAAUUGGAAACUUUUUACUGGUUGGGAUUAUUCUAUUGGCUCUGCUGAAACUGCACAGAACACUGCAAUGGCUGUAGUUAUUAAACUUCGCGAGGCUAUCAAUGAGUGUCAUAGUUAUGCCGGACGUGCAUGUAUACCUUCACGUUGGGCAAUCCGAAUUGUGACCAAUACAGUGAUUAUAGGAAUGAUUGCCCUUUCAGUCUAUUGCAUUCAAGCAGCAAUGCGUUCUUCAGAAACUGUAGAAAAGUCUUCUGGCAGUUUAUUCACUAAAAAUCAGGUAACUUUAAUGCUUUCUCUAUUUGAAAAACUUGACAACAUUAGAGACAUAUCUCGCGUAACUGCAGCCACUUUACUUGAUGAUUCUGCCGAAAAUACAGCAGAUUAUGAGAGAUGGAAUUCUAAUUCAAAUCAACAAACACAACAAUUUUAUAGUAGAAACUUUUCUUCUCCAAAUCAAUUGAAACAAUUUUUUAUGGAUGCUUUUAAUUUUAUGACAAGACAACACGGACGUAGACAAGCAGAAAAUGGAGGUGAAGAAAUAGGAAAACUUAAUGUUGAUGGAACUUCGGUUACUGUUCGGGCUCAAUUUGGCCCUGUUGGUGUAAAUAAUCCAACGGUUUUAUUACGAAAUUAUACGCAACAUCCAGUCCUCGAAUCAGAUUCUUUUGAGACAAGAAAGAUUGGGCCAACGCCUUUACCUCUGUUCACUCCACCGCCAAUUCCACCAACAACUCGUACACCAACAUUUCGAGAACAAAAUUUUGGCCCUAACUGGAAAAACGUAGAUAUAAAGUCUGAUAAAGAACGAGGGAAUGAUCACCAAUCAUCAACAACUCCAAUUUUGGCGUCAACAGUGCCUAACAUUACUGUUAAAAGGCCGAUUGAUGGACUUCCAUUUGCAAAAAUUGAAAAAAUGCCGACAAUGCCAACAGGGAAUGGUGGAGAGGUUCGGCAUAAUUCUUUCAUUUUGUAUUUUUCCAUAUUACAGGAAAGGUCUACCGUUAGAGGAAAUGGUCGUUUAACCUCUGGUGAUGGCACUUCUCGUACUCGCAAUCAGCAGAGACUGUCAGAGCUCGUUGAGCCAGAAGCAACAACUUCUACAGCUAUACAAACAACCAUGGUUCAAUCUACUGAUUGGACGAACGAUGAUGAUGAUAUUGAGAAUAAUGUUCAUUAUAACGAAGAAAUAUGUUGGGAAACUAUGCUUGGGCAAGAAAUUGUUAAAUUAGUUACAAUGGAUCUUUACAUCACAAUUAUAUCAAUUUUCUUAAUUGAUUUUGUUCGUGGUAUUUGGAUUCGUUAUUGUUCCUCUUGGUGGUGUUGGGAUAUUGAAACAACUUUUCCAGAAUAUGGAGAAUUUAAAGUAGCCGAAAAUGUCCUUCAUAUUUGUAAUAAUCAAGGAAUGGUUUGGCUUGGUCUUUUCUUUACACCUUUAUUGCCAGCUAUUAAUAGCUUUAAACUUAUCUGUUUAAUGUAUAUUCGAGGUUGGGCAUGUACAACUUGUAAUGUUCCGGCAAGAGAAAUUUUUCGUGCUUCUAGAUCAUCCAGUUUCUUCCUUUAUAUUCUUUUGAGUGCUCUUCUUCUUUGUAUAGUUCCAGUUGGUUAUGUAAUAACCGUAAAGCGUCCGUCAAUUCUUUGUGGUCCAUUCGCUGGUCAAUCACAUUUUUAUGCAAUUGUUACAGAUUUAAUCAAAGGGCAUGUGAACAGGAAGGUUCUACGUUGGGUACGUUAUUUGACUUCGCCAGGUGUGAUAUUCCCGUUUAUUUUGUUGCUUGUCUUGUUUAUUUUCUUCCUUUUUUCAUUGGUUCGUGGACUUCGAAAAGCGAACAGUGAUUUACAAAAUCAACUUAUUCAUGAAAGAACUGAAGAAAAACGAAAAAUUUUUGAAUUGGCUGGCGGUGGUACGCGCAAGAAAGGGCCAAGUUCUUUUGGUGCAUCAACCGUACGUGCAGCAGCAAAUUUAUUACAACCACACAAAAGUGGAAGUCAGCGAAAAAUGAUUGCCGGUCAGCAUUUGCCGGAGGUAGAAAAGAAACGUCGUGAGCCUUGGCGUAUUUUUAGGCGGGAAUCAAAUAGUAAAGACAAUCAUACUACUUUGUCUUUUUGUCCAUCUGAUGAACCACCUAGUUCGUUAAAUUCUCCAAUUUCAAUUGAAGCGCCUAUGUUGGAAUCACUAGCAAAAAAUCAGGCAACACUAACUCAAAAUGAUAAAAAGCAACAACAUCCUUCAAUAAUUCCUUUAAAUGUGACAAAUGAUAGAAUUAGACCUUCAAUUAGUUCUGUUGAAAAAUUUGAUCGUGAAAGUAUUCACUCGUCUUCUGAUACACUAAAACAUGCUUCUCCUAAAAAGUUGCAAAAUCAACAACCAAGUACUGCAGCAAUUACUCAAAAUAGAAAAAAUGGGGAUGGCAUGCCUAGGAGAUUUAGUGGAGGAGAUGGCUAUGAUAUUUCAGAAGGCACUCCUGAGACUGUUCGAAAGCUGAUUGCACAACAUCAAAAUUCUCAGCAACAACAACAAAAGCAACUAAAUAUUCCAUUGUUCCCAAUAGACUUGCCUUCUAUAAGAGAAGAUAUUUCAAGCAUUAAAGAGCCUUCCUGCAGUGUUGUGACUUGUAAAGAUGAAAUAGAUAAAAAGAAGCCAGAAGUGUCGAAAGUUAAAGUAGAACUUCCAAAAGCUACAACAAAAUCAUCUUCGAAUGUGAAACGUCAUAAAAUAAUUCCUAACAAGCUUAAUUUAACACAAUGUUUGAAUCGACAAACUUCAAUAACCUCUCCUGUUGACGAUGAUGUUUUUUCCUCAAAAAAUAACAUUACUAAAUCUAAUGAAGAUUACUCGGUUGUUUUGAGUGAUGAGGUUUCUGAUACAUAUGACUUUAUCAAUGCUGGCAUCCCCUCUGGAGAGGCGCCUCACCGAAUUUCUUUAUAUUCACGCGAGCCACGGAGAAUUGGUGCUGGUGAUGGGACAACACAUCGAAUAUCUGACAAGAAACAGCCUAUAAUUCAUUCCUCGCAAACACAAAAAAAUAUUAAGGAAAAGCAAACACCAAAACAACAAAAACAAACGACAGCAAAGCAAUUACACUCACCACCAGAUUCUAAACCGAGAAGAUUAUCUAUGAAGUCACACACAUCCAGUGAAUCCAAUGUUCUUCCUGCUGGGAUGAGCAGUCAAUUUGUUCCUUUGACAUCCCCUGAUGAGAUAAAAAAUCAACAACGGACACAAUUAUUACGUCCAACAAGCAUUGGACCUAUUUCAAAAAUUAGGCAUAUCGAGAGAGGAGGAGAGAUUAAUAAAAACAUUCCUACACCAUCAACUUCAUCACUUCAAUCUACAUCAUUAUCAUUGAAACAACAACCAGUUGAAAGGCAGAAUCGUGCCAAAUCACCUUCAAAAAUGAUCAAAUCAAUUCAUUCUGGUGAACUGCCAAGUUAUCGACAAUCUAGACAAAUGUCGCCACCACGUCGUUUCCGAAUUACAGUUUCACCAACACGGCAAAUGACAAUUAUAAAUCAAGAAGUUGAAAUGAUAGAAGAAUCACAUCCAACUUUGGAGGAAACGCAAAAAAAGUCUCCAAGACGUACAGUGAUCAAGCAACAAGUAUUUACUGGAUCUACUUCAACUUUUGGAGACCCCGUUUCUGGUUUGGGUGAAGAAAGAGGCUCCUCAUUGACUGCAGCUUGUCGUCGUAUGAAUCAAAAACAACAAUUGGGAGGCCAACAAAAUUUAGCCCCUCGAAUUGAAUUUGGGGAUGAUGAUUCACCGCGUGUUGAACAACUUCCCUCCUUUUUGAAACAAAAUUUACCCAAAUAUUAA
Messenger RNA from Meloidogyne enterolobii, 4656 nucleotides. The record is from the annotation of a GenBank genome assembly. NCBI's taxonomy places the organism in Eukaryota, Metazoa, Nematoda, Chromadorea, Rhabditida, Meloidogynidae.